AAAUCUAAAAGACCUACUCAUCAAUCAAGCUAAGGACGAAAGUCGGCCUUAGUAAUCUGAAGGUGUUAAGUGAAAUUAUUUGACUCAUAUUCAUCAAGAAGGAACAAAAGUCAACCUUAGUGAUCUGAUAGUGCUGAGUGGAGAAUUUCAAGAUAUUCUACUCAUACCAAUGCCAAAGCCGGUUUUAGGCCCAGAACGGCGCACCAAUCCACUAAUUUGGUGUGCAGCUAUAAUCUGCACACUCUUGACCAUAGCCGUGAUCAUCACGGGUAUGGUCGUAUUCAUUGGGUACAUGGUGAUCCGACCCAAAGUACCACAAAUGAGUGUAGUAAGUGCACAUUUAGACAAAUUUUCAUAUGACAUGGCAAGUGUCCUAGUAGUCAAAGUCUCAAUUGUAAUCAAGGCUGAAAAUGACAAUUCAAAAGCCCACGCUAAUUUCUACGAAACAAGUUACACACUUAGUUUCCAUGGUGUUAAAAUCGCGUAUUUAAACGCUGAUCCUUUUGAUGUACCUUCAAAUAAGUCGAUUGACUUGUAUUAUCCUGUUGAGUCAUCGCCAAUUCCGUUGAAACCCGAAGAUGGAGAAAUUGCUGAAUUAUUUUUGAGAAGGGGACAAGUUGUUUUUGAUAUAAGAGGAAAUACAAGAACUAGGUGGAGAGUAGGGAUUCUUGGUUCUGUUAAAUUUUGGUUGCACUUAAAUUGUCAACUUAAGUUUCCUUUGAAUGGAACUACAAUUUAUCCAAAAUGCAGCACAAAAUCCAGAUGAUCAUUUGAUUGGGAGUUCAACAACUUAGGUAUUUUUUGUUGUUUAAU
This is a messenger RNA of Solanum verrucosum, 813 nucleotides long. Its product is annotated as NDR1/HIN1-like protein 12. The coding region runs from base 170 to 766 and encodes 198 amino acids. NCBI's taxonomy places the organism in Eukaryota, Viridiplantae, Streptophyta, Magnoliopsida, Solanales, Solanaceae. The transcript has a single exon. The record is from RefSeq and is a predicted model, not a curated record.